Messenger RNA from Ramularia collo-cygni, 2031 nucleotides. Its product is annotated as related to phenol 2-monooxygenase. Gene Ontology annotation, molecular function: FAD binding. Bases 1 to 2031 code for a protein of 676 amino acids. The transcript is spliced from 3 exons. The record is from RefSeq and is a predicted model, not a curated record. NCBI's taxonomy places the organism in Eukaryota, Fungi, Ascomycota, Dothideomycetes, Mycosphaerellales, Mycosphaerellaceae.
AUGGCGGAAUCAACUACAGAUGUUGUCAUCGUCGGAGCUGGGCCCGCGGGUAUGAUGGCCAGCAUGUAUUUUGCUGAAAUGGGCAUACCGUUCCGUAUCAUCGACAAGAGAGGAACCAGGACUCUCAACGGUCGAGCAGAUGGUUUUCAUACCCGCACCCUCGAAAUCUGGGAGAGUUUCGGGAUUGCAGACAAGGCGCGAAAGCAUGGAGUUCCUCUCGGACAAUUUUCCAUGUGGAAUCCAGAUCCCAAUAACGAGGAUGGAGGAAUUGUUAGGAAUAGGGAUCUUGCGAGAGGAGUUGGUCAGACGAAUGUUGUGAUGGAGGAGCAGGCUGGGACGAAUGAGAAGCCUUGGGCUAUUCAUCAGGGAUUUAUUGAAGCUGCUAUGAUUGAGGCUACUCGUGUGCGAGGAGGUGCUAGAGUUGAGAGAGGAACUGUCCCUGAGUCGAUUCUGCUGGAUACGGAUCUCUCUGCUGAGUAUCCCGUCUUGGUCAAGGUGCGGCAUAUGCUGAAAUCGGAGGUUGCAUCUCCUCGAACUGGGGCGCAUAGUAUUGCCGAGGAUGGGAGUUUGAAGCCGGAGCGAGGUUUCAUUGAUGCGUUUGGAGGGGAUCCACAUGAGAUUUCUUCGAGUGUUGGUGGCAAAGAAGGUAGCGUUGAGACAAUCCGGGCCAAGUACGUUAUUGGAGCCGACGGUGCACACUCUUGGGUGCGUAGAAGUCUCGGUCUGAGCAUGGAAGGAGAAACCACCGAUGCCAUUUGGGGCGCCAUUGACAUCAAACCGCUUACAAACUUUCCCGACGUUCGCAAAGUCACGAACAUCUUCUCUCGGCAUGGAUCUGCGCUGUUGAUUCCUCGUGAGCUCGGUCUCGUCAGAGUAUAUGUUCAGCUGCCAGAUGACUACAUCCUUCGAAAGGGGUAUGAGCCUGAGGAAGGCGUGAGCGAUAUCAUGUCCACAGCCCGGAAGAUUCUGGCUCCGUACACGAUGGAUUACAAGUACUGCGACUGGUUUACAAUCUACGCAGUUGCACAGAGGAUGUGUAAGACCUACUCUGUCUCCAAUAGGAUAUUCCUGGCAGGUGAUGCCGUGCACACACACUCGCCAAAAGGAGGUCAAGGUCAAAAUGUCUCACAGCAAGACACGUACAACCUCGCCUUCAAAAUCGCUGCAGUACUACGAAACCAAAUGUCUCCAUCGAUUCUCUCAACCUACCAAACGGAGCGACUCCCCGUCGCAUACGAACUCAUUGAGCUCGACCAGAUCCAAGGCAAAAUCAUGGACAGUCGAAAAGAACCUUCAGCAAACGACAUCAAGCUCAUGGUCGAUCGUCUUCUCAAGCAGAACGGUACGGGUGUGAUGUACUCUCCAAACGCUUUAAUUGCCGGUCCUGAACAGACGAAUCAAGAAGCUGCCAAGAAGCUCAAACUUGGGAUGCGAGUACCCAAUACUUCCGUCUUCAACCAAUCGAAUGGUGUGGCUACUAACGUACAGUCUCUGCUUGAAUCCACGGGAUCCUGGAGAAUCCUUGUAUUYGCUGGCGAUGUCACGAAAGCUGAGCAGCUCGAGAGGAUCAACAACUUGAACGAAGACCUUGACGUCUUGAUCCACAAAUACCCAUCAGCUUCAACACGACAGCCGGAGAAGUUUGCGGAAAUCUUGACUUUCCAUUCUGCGAAUAUCAAUGACGUCGAUUCGAAGGUUUUCCAUUCAGCUUUCUUCCCGCAUGAUGCUGUGGAUGGGUAUAAUUAUGAUACCAUCUUUGGAGAUUUCACGGAUCUUGCGGAGGAAUGUACGGGUGGAGCUUACAGGGCAUAUGAUGUUGAUCUUGAGCAAGGCGCUCUGGUGCUUGUUCGGCCUGAUCAGGUUGUUGCUUGGGUUGGAUAUUUGAGGGAUUUAAGUGUGAUGCGGGAUUGGUUGGCUACUUUUAUGAUAUCGAAGGACGUGAAGUUGAAUGGGGUUUUGAAGGAGAAUGGUGUGCAGGACGGCUCGCAGAAUGGUUUGCCGAACGACCUGCAACAUGGCGUACAUGCAUAA